Molecule: messenger RNA, 7178 nt
Organism: Cheilinus undulatus (humphead wrasse)
Lineage: Eukaryota; Metazoa; Chordata; Actinopteri; Labriformes; Labridae
Gene: sik3
Product: SIK family kinase 3
Exons: 26
Coding region: 1-3906 (1301 amino acids)
Biological process (GO): intracellular signal transduction; microtubule cytoskeleton organization; protein phosphorylation
Cellular component (GO): cytoplasm
Molecular function (GO): protein serine/threonine kinase activity; tau-protein kinase activity; ATP binding
Source: RefSeq, a predicted model, not a curated record
AUGCGCGCUGCGCUAGGCUGCUUGUUGUUCCCGCAGAGAGGCGAGAAGAUGGCGGCCGUGUCAAGCGGAGGUGCUGCUGGGUCCGCUGCGGCCGGGAUUACGCACUCUGCCCGACCGACCCACGCAGGCAUGGGCUCUCAGAACCGAGCCCAACCAUCCGCCGGCAUCUGCCAGUCGAGCCGUAACAGCACGGCCGCUGGGUGCAUCACCAAUCCCGGACACACUCCGGCCACCAGGCCCCCCCCAGCCCGAGUGGGCCACUACGAAAUCGAGCGGACCAUCGGCAAGGGAAAUUUCGCGGUUGUUAAACUAGCCACACACAUCAUUACCAAAGCAAAGGUGGCUAUAAAAAUAGUGGAUAAGACUCAGCUGGACGAUGAGAAUCUUAAAAAGAUCUUCAGAGAGGUCCAAAUCAUGAAGUUGCUGAAGCACCCCCACAUCAUCCGCCUCUUCCAGGUGAUGGAAACAGAGAGGAUGAUCUAUCUUGUCACAGAGUAUGCCAGUGGUGGAGAGAUAUUUGACCACCUGGUGGCUCAUGGGCGAAUGGCAGAAAAGGAUGCCAGAAAGAAGUUCAAGCAAAUUGUGGCAGCUGUCCAUUUUUGUCACUGCCGCAACAUUGUCCAUAGAGACCUGAAGGCUGAGAAUCUGCUGCUGGACCACAACCUCAACAUCAAAAUUGCAGAUUUUGGCUUCAGUAACCUGUUUUCUCGAGGCCAGCUGUUGAAGACAUGGUGUGGCAGCCCCCCUUAUGCUGCACCAGAACUCUUUGAGGGGAAGGAAUAUGAUGGACCUAAAGUAGAUAUAUGGAGCUUAGGUGUGGUGUUGUAUGUUUUGGUGUGUGGCGCACUACCUUUUGAUGGCAGCACUCUACAAAACUUGCGGGCACGUGUUCUCAGCGGCAAGUUCCGCAUCCCCUUCUUUAUGUCCACAGACUGUGAGUACUUGAUCAGACACAUGUUAGUGCUGGAUCCCAGCAGAAGGUUGACCAUGGAGCAGAUCUGCAAGAACAAGUGGAUGAGACAGGGAGACCCUGACCCAGACUUUGACAGGUUGAUAGCUGAAUGUGAGCAGGUAAAGACAGAGAGGGAGACAGAGCUCAUCAACGAGCAGGUGCUGAUUGCCAUGUCUGAGAUGGGCCUGGACAGAGAACGCACACUUCAGUCUUUACAAACAGAUGCAUACGAUCACUACAGUGCCAUCUACAGUCUGCUGGCUGAUCGCCUAAAGAAACACAAGACCCUGCGUGUUGCACCACCUACACCACGCCCCAUUAGCUAUCCUAUUAACGCUGUACAGCCGACGGAUCCACAGGGUAAUCCCGUUAGCAUGACUGUUCCCCACGUCCAGCUCAUCAACCCAGAGAACCAGAUUGUUGAGCCGGAAGCUAAUAUGGCAUUGGACAGUGAUGAAGGGGAAGAACCAUCUCCAGAGGCCAUGGCUCGCUACCUUUCGAUGAGGCGGCACACUGUGGGGGUACCAGACCAAAGGACAGAGAUGCAGGAGGAUCUCCAGAAACUACCACCGGGUUUCCCUCGUGGUGCAGUGCCCCAGGUCCCCUUCCCCCAACUGGCCCCUACAAUGGGCCAAAUGCACACUCUUAUGCCCACACAAAGCUUACAGCCCACACAGCAGCUGGAGUACAAGGAGCAAUCGUUGCUGCAGCCCCCUACCUUGCAGCUGCUCAAUGGCAUGGGGCCUCUUGGUCGGAGGGCAUCGGAUGGCGGGGCCAACAUUCAACUACACGCUCAACUCCUCAAGAGGCCUCGUGGGCCCUCACCACUUGUUGCCAGCCCGCACCCUAUCCCUGCUGUAGCUCCAGUGGAUGAGGAGGGAUCAGACGGAGAGCCAGACCAAGAGGCAGUACAGAGGUACCUGGCGAACCGCUCCAAGCGGCACACGACGCACGCGCUCACGAGCACAUCGCAUGGCGAGCCCUCUGCAGAGUCACAGCGGCCCCAGGGCCCCCGCCAGAGGGGUUGCUGGGCCCCCGACAUACACACCCGAUCCAGCUAUAAGGACUGUAACACUCUUCAUCUCCCCAUGGAGCGCUUCUCACCUGUCAGACGUUUCUCAGACGGCGCUGCCACCAUCCAGGCCUUUAAAGCUCAUCUAGAAAACAGCAGCCUCAUCAAGCAACUCAAACAGGAGUGUGAGCAGCUCCAGAAAAUGUAUGCUGCCCAGCAGGAUGAGCGACUCCUGGAGCACACCCAGCAACAGCAUGUCCUCUACCAGCAAGAGCAACAAAUCCUCCACCAGCAAAUCCAGGGUCUGUCUUUAGGCCAUGGGGAGAGCCAGCCCAGUCACCUAACCCACCAGCUCCAGAGGUUGCGUAUCCAGCCUUCCAGCCCUCCGCCAACACAUCCCAGCAACCACCUCUUCAGACAGCCCAACCAGAGCCCUCCGCCUGGCUCUGCAGGCAUGAUGCAAGGGCAUGGAGGUCCAGCACCAGUGCAGUAUCAGCAUGGCACUCCAGCGCUGUAUCAAGCCCAAAGUGGCAGCCCGCCUCCCACAGGCAUGCCUCGAGUAUCUUUACCGACCAAUCAACAAGCAGCAUCUGCUCGCCCUGCCGUCCCAUUGGCUCCAGGUGUACCUCAACAACAGCAGGUGACCAUUCAGGUUCAGGAGGUUGAGCUAAGUGGUGGGGCGCAGAGACAAGGCUCCUUUUUAGCAACGCCAGGCGGACACAGAGUCCUCGGGAAGCAGCUGAGUGCAGACAACGCCGAAUCGCACAGUCGCAGCCUUGGUCGCUUUACGUCCGGCUAUGAACAGAACCAGUUCAAUCCCCACCUCUUCUCUGGAGAUUCUGCCUCCCGAGGCGCUGGAGUCGUCGGCUCCUACAGCCCCUACCUUCAGGGAACGUCCCUCAAGGUCCCUGGCCUGGAGGGUUACCAGAGCGGGGUCGUGGGGACUGGCGGCUAUGGUGCCCCAUCUACACUACAGCAGGCCCUACUGUCCCCAACUCCUUUGGACUACCGCCCCCCUCAACAGCAUGUCACCCCCACCCUGCAGGGUCUCCUGUCUCCCCGCCAUUCUUUAACAGGCCAUGCCGACCCCAGAUUGCCCCCUCAAGACUUGGCUGCCCUGCUGAAGAGGCAGAGCCCCCGGCCAUGUCCAGCACCCCCAACACCGCCCAGUGGUGCACCCCAAGAGUAUGGAGAGAUGUUGCUCCUCCACCAGCUGAGCCAGGGUGAGAGCUUGGAGCCACCUGCACCACAAGGUGCUCCUGGAGGUCAACACUACCACCACCUCCUCCAGAUUCGACCCCCUGAGGUCCAGCCGGCACAGCACCCCGCGCAGGCACCUUGCCCCAGCUUACCUCAUUCAGAGAGCAUGGAGGAGGAUGAGGUGCCGGCUGCCUACCACCACCCACAUGAGGGCCUGCUGGCCAAGGCAGGCGAAGUUCAUGAGCUUCUAGGGCCUCCUCGAGGGGGAACCCCACCCUACAACUCACCUACGCACAGGCAUGGCGGCUUCAUCAGGAAUGCCCCGGCGACUCGAGAACCUGAGCAUGUGGAGUGCAGGCCCCCAGGGCAGGCCAUGGAGGUGCCUGAUCACAAUGGUGUGGGUUAUUCCCGAGGUCCCCAGGGUGACGCCUAUAGGUCCCGUGGACAGCUACAACGCCACCACACCAUCCAAACCUGUGAUGAUGCCUAUGAUCAGGCAGACCCCAUGUCUGGGAUGAGCCUGCUGGCCGGGAAGGCACUAAGCUCAGCUCGCAUGUCGGAUAUUCUCAGCCAAACGUCAUUGACAGGAAGCCAGCAGCUGCACCAACGAGAAGAGUCAGUAUGUGAUGUUGAAGGGGAGCUCCAUGCUGCAGCGUGCUACCCCUCCUCCUGCACCAGUGACAUGCUCCUCAGCUAUAAGCCCCCUGACCUGCAGUACAGCAUGGAGCAGGCAGGGGUCUAGCACAGGAAGGGGUGCAUCCUGUGUACAGCGGUCCAUAUCAGCCAUCCUGAGUUGUGUUGACUUGAGUUGAGCAGCAUCACGCCAAAUCACCAUCGUCUACCCAAGCGGGGGCGCUCUACGUCCAUCUGUCUGUCUCCAUCAGUCCCUGGGAGGGCUGUCCUAGCUGGAGUGGAGGAGUGUGGGUGGGUGUAGAGACAUUAGAGGGGAAGGGAGGUAACAGGUUGGGCCUUUGAGUUUAAAGUGCCAGCAAUUUCUGAACGUUUAUCCAGCGAUCAAAGCUGCAGGUUGUUUCCUGUCUUCACCAUUGGGGUUUCACUCCUCCCUCUGUAGGCUCGACCCUCCCACGACAAACCUGUCCCUCCUUCACGCCCACCUGCUGCCCAGACCUAAUCUUCCUCUUUAACCCCUCGUCCUCUUAUAACUGUUGGCAUACUUCAUUAUGUGCCUCAAUGGCCAACGCGUUGAUACAGUCAUCCUUUGAAACACAAUAACACAAUAAGCAUACACACUGCUGCCACAAACCCAAAGUAUUCACAUCAGUGUGAGUGUGAGUGUGUGGAUGUGUGUGUGCAUGACUGACCAGAAGAGGUGAGCAGAAGGGAAAGGUGUCUGAGCCUCAGUCUGCUCCUCCGUGUCUCCCCUCACUCCUGCUGUGCUGCAGCAGGUCAUUCCGGAGCGGGCUGAAAUCUCUGCGGCAGCGACGGCCACUUUUUUUGGCUGGUCGUCAGAUGUUUGGGGUCAGGGUCUCCAACUGGGCAACCAAAUCGCUCUCUCCAAAGAUGGAGCUCAGUGACAUCGCACAGGACAAACCAGCUCUCUCAUUGUUUUUAUGGUUUUUUUUUUUGGUUUUUUUUUUCAUGUUUUCGGCAUUCAUUUUCUUUUUGUUUCAUUUUAAAGUUCAUUUUUACGGCUUAUGUCCAUGUUGGCAUUAUGGUCAAUAUUGUUACUCUUAUUGUUAUUACUGUUUUCUGUAAAAGAGGUUUUAUUAUAAUGAAUAUUAUUAUUAUUAUUAAAGGAAAAAAGUUCUGUGUUGCAAGGAAGACAACAUUGUUCUUGAUUACUUAAGUAAUUUCUGCACUUUGGGUUUAAGCUAUCCUCUCUGUCCGUUUCUAGUCCCCCUAGUCCGCAGCCUCCUCUGCUGCGCCCCCACUCUCUUGUCAUGCUGUUACCCUGCUUUCAGACUCCUCCCUCCAACUCCCCCCUCCUUGUGUUGCCCCUUUUCUCCAUCUAUUUCUCCCUUUCCAUGUCAGUGACAGUGUAUUGCAUUGUGAGUAGUUUUACCAGACAUUUGCUCCUUUCCUUGUACAGUGAUGCCAUGUAUAGAACGCUAUUGCAAUUUCUGUAUGAAAUUUUUCUUUUUUGUUACAUUUCUUUAUUGUUUUCAGACAUUGUUGGGGAGGCUUUUUUAUAUUGGUAUUGUUUAUCAUUUGUAUUUUUGGAUGUCUUUAAUUUUUUUUCUUUUUUGUUAUUUUGUUUUAUGACUCUUGAGAUUUCUAGCCAAAAGAGGACAGAGAGAAGAGAGACAGUGCUCUUUCUGUGUCGUAAAAAGAUUGUUCUUAUUUGUUUUAAUAUUAUUCUAUUGAGACACUUGAAUAAGAGGAGGUUAAUUAUUUUGUGUUGCUUUUUAAAGUAUCAUUUCAAUUGAUGUUGUGACUGUCAUUCUUGUUGAAGCCUGUUUUCUGUUACCGGGGUAGAUGUGGCAGGCUAUACAGGGUCAGGCUUUGGGCUUUGUCUGGGUUGGUUCGGGUGCUACAGAGACUUGACUCUCUAUUAAGAAAAAAAAAAAUCAAAAACCGAGGGAAUAACUUGUAAAAUAGCUGACAUAUCAUCCUAAACAUCACAAGCGUGGAGAUGGACAAACCCACUUCUCUUUUCUUGCUGCGCUACCUAUCUGCUGUGAUCCUCCCACCGUCUUUUACGACAUCGGCUUGUGAUCGGACAACGCCUUACAGAUGUGGCCCCUCCUGUUUCUGAGCUCACCUUGUUACUAUUGCAACCAAGGAGGAAGCUACAAAUACUAUACUACUCAACCUACAUCCCUUGAUUUUUUUUUUUUUUGUUUGUUUUUUUUAUGUUAGUUUUGCUCUCUCCCUUGAGCCUGGAAGAGAAGAUUGGAGGAGGACACGGCUGCAUUUUCAAACCAAAAAAGGGAAACAUUUCAGGAGGUGACGGGAGGGAACGGACUGUUUGGAUAGGACCUCCAAAACAAGAGGAAUAGGAGGUUGUGGUCAAGAGUGGGGCAGCUUUGCCCAAAUCCUAUGGGCGUCUGUGCUCUGAGCUGAGUCAGGCUCAAGCACAGGCAGAUGAAGGCUACAGCACACUUGGGACCACAGCAGAAGGUUAAACCCCCUCCUUUACUGUUAAUUUGUUUAACUUCUAUUUAUCCCUUUCUCUACAAUACCCUUGGAUAUUGAGUCUACAUUGGACCAGCAAGAGACUGUGGUCAAAGAAUAAAGCUCCACUUGUGAGUGUUCAUGUGGGCCAGAUUUCAAAAUGCCUGGUUGCACGUUUGACUCUUUUUUCUAUUUUUUUCUCCUUUUUUUAUAUGCUACAUACAUCUGAGAGCUGAAGAUGGUGUCGUGCUGCCUAUGCUUUCCAUUAACACACUGUUGCUUUCUGUUUACCAAUUUUCACCCUUCCUCGGGGAAGGUAGGAGCAGCUUUAGUGAUUAAUCCAAAUACAGGCGUAAAGUUUGAUUCUCAUUGUUUAAAGCCAAAUCACAAAGAGAAAAGUUGGAUUGCUCUUAGGGGAUUUGAGAGGAAACUUCUGGAAGAAAAGACACUUCAAGUAUCCUGUCCCAAAGCAGGAUACAGACUAAAAUUAAAACCAACAGGCUCCAGGUAGUCUGAUAGUGUGACUAUUGUCAGAGGUGUUGCCAGGUCUGGGUGUGGAGUUUGGUGAAGACACAGGAAGUAACUGGUCAAGUAAAUGGAAAGCAUUGAACAUGUUUCAAAAAUAUCAUCUUCUGCUUGUUCAGACUGAGUCCCCCUCCUCCCACCUUUUCUUUGUCUUAACUCCCCCAUCCCUUCCCUCGAUAUUUUUUUCCCAAUUCCCAGCCUCCCUGCUCAGCAAACCAGCUCUCUGCUCUACUCCUGUUUUACUUAGGUUCAUUUUGUUUUUUAUUGGUUCAUUUUUGUCUUUAUUUUGUUUUGUUUUUAUGUUCAUUUCUGUUGAGUACAAAAAUACUAAAGUGCAACAACAAUGAUUAAAAAGAAUAUCAACCAAACUGAGAUGAAUAAAUAAAUAUAUAUAAAUAAAAUAAUUUAAAAGAU